This is a messenger RNA of Suillus bovinus, 863 nucleotides long. Its product is annotated as Phox-like protein. Lineage: Eukaryota; Fungi; Basidiomycota; Agaricomycetes; Boletales; Suillaceae. The record is from RefSeq and is a predicted model, not a curated record. Gene Ontology annotation, molecular function: phosphatidylinositol-3-phosphate binding. The transcript is spliced from 4 exons. Gene Ontology annotation, cellular component: endosome. The coding region runs from base 94 to 654 and encodes 186 amino acids.
AAGUUAGUUAGUAAUGGGCUUCGCAUCAGCUCGAUUUGUCAUCCGGGGAAACCUUUCUCCCAAGCUCACUGUCAAGUCUCGAGUCUCGACACUAUGCCCGCACCCACUCAUCCUUUCCGAAAUACAGAAAGCCUUCUUGUCGUCAUUCCGGACGAUGGGAUUGACGUCGAAGCAGAAGUACGUUUGUACGAUGAGUUUUGUGACGAUCAAGUAUCCAUUCGCCCAUCUACCCGGCCAAAGUCUCCUCAAGAGCCACCCUCAAUUUUCUCGCGUGACAUCUGGCUUAACGACAACUCAGGCACGAGUCUUGCUUUUGCCCGAGCUGUGCAUAUCGCCGGGUGGACAAGUGUUGGCGAUAAGCUAGGUGGGGCUUAUGUCGUCUAUGAUUGUGUGAUUCGCACAAAAGAAGAUACUACUAUUCACGCACAUAAGCGGUAUAGCGAUUUCGUGCUGUUGCAUGAUGCUCUGAAGCAUUCAUUGCCUAAACAUCAACACCAUUUUAUCCCAGCCCUCCCCCCGAAAUAUCCUUUCUCCCGCUAUCGAGCAGCUUUCCUCGAUCGUCGCCGGAGACAACUACAGUAUUGGCUCUCUGCCAUUCUUCUACACCCAGAGAUCGGUGCAUGCCAGCCUGUAAGGUGGUGGGUUAUGGACUAAUUAUGCACGAUAUUUUGUGCGUGGAAUGCAUGCCAAGUAUGAGCUAUGACGGUGCGGAUUACGUUUUUCCUUAUUGCUUUAUAUUCCGGAUACUACCCUACUUACGACUUACUCUACCCAUGACAUAUCUAUCAGACUAAAUACGUUCAACCGUGUUCUUCUCCGAUACACAUGGUUUCGAGCGUUCGUUCAUCAGCAACCAAGACAGC